AUCGUAAUUAUGAUAAUUUUUACUCGCAUUCUCCAUCUUUGUCUUAAACGUUUUCGUCAGCCACGAAUCAUAUCUGAAGUGAUAGGUGGAAUCAUCCUUGGCCCUUCUAUAUUAGGCCGGAUAACAGGAUACACAAAUACCCUGUUUCCAAGAGAUUCCUUUACUUACUUGAAACUUCUGACUAAUCUUGGUGCUGUUCUAUUUUUGUUUAUGUUUGGUGUAGAGUUAAAUCCAGCAAUUACAGGAAAAAAUAUAAAAUCCGUUGUCUGUAUCUCUUCAAGUGGUAUCAUAUUGCCUUCUGCAAUGGUUUAG
Molecule: messenger RNA, 312 nt
Organism: Racocetra persica
Lineage: Eukaryota; Fungi; Glomeromycota; Glomeromycetes; Diversisporales; Gigasporaceae
Source: the annotation of a GenBank genome assembly